Podospora anserina S mat+ is the source of this 624-nucleotide messenger RNA. RefSeq lists its product as uncharacterized. The record is from RefSeq and is a predicted model, not a curated record. The coding region runs from base 1 to 624 and encodes 207 amino acids. Lineage: Eukaryota; Fungi; Ascomycota; Sordariomycetes; Sordariales; Podosporaceae. The transcript has a single exon.
AUGGCCUUCAACUGCAUAAUAGAUGCCUCAUCUUCUCAAAAUAAGGCGUCAGAAGAUAGUGCCGAGGCAUCUUCGUCUAGAAACAAGGCCUUCGAAAACACAUUCGAGGCCUAUUCAAUCGACUACGAGACCCCGCCAACUUCUCCCGACGCCUCCUCAUCUUCAACGAAGGCCUCCUCCGUCGAACGUGACCUCAACGCCGAGUUCGACAGGCUCUUCUGCUCCUACUUCAAGACCGUCGAAACCGUAUCCCAGCCGAAAAACGUCGAGCCCCCCGUCUACCCUGUCUGGGACCGCUUCUGCUUCCGAAAGCCCGACGUCGGUAUGCAGCACGCUCAGCUCACCAAAGAGCUCCUCAUGCGAGAAUGCACCGGCAAGCCCUUCCCCAUGAUCGAACAGCAUGGCCCUGAUACGACCAGAGAGAGAUUCGGGGACGAGGUGUGGAACAUUCACGACUUGAUGCAGCAGAGUCGGGACAUGAAAAACCCACCGGAGAUGGUUGACGGGGUGGUGGAUGAGCUCAACGCAAGGGGCCCGCCGCCGGGAGAGAUGAGCAAGUUCUUGAUCAAGAUGAUGAAGGAUGAGGCGCGCUAUGUUGGAAAGAGGCUGUAUGAGCAGGUCUGA